Messenger RNA from Punica granatum (pomegranate), 1393 nucleotides. The record is from RefSeq and is a predicted model, not a curated record. Lineage: Eukaryota; Viridiplantae; Streptophyta; Magnoliopsida; Myrtales; Lythraceae.
GCCAUUGUCCCUCUCAGAGAAUCUCUCCCUUCUCUCUCUCUCUCUCUCUCUGUGUCCAGACCGAACGGCGUUUGCUCGCCGAUGGACAUUCCGGUGAUAGAUCUCGCGCCGUACCUGGAGAUUGCCGGCCGGCUUAGCGGCGGCCCCGCGGACCUCCCCGGCCAGCUCGGGUCCUCCCUCUCUGAGCUGUGCGGCGAGGUCAGCCGAGUCUUGCGGGAGACCGGAGCCCUAGUGGUGAAGGAUCCGAGGUGCUCCGCCGAGGACAACGACCGCUUCAUCGACAUGAUGGAGAAGUACUUCGAGCGGCCCGAGGAGUUCAAGCGUCUCCAGGAGCGGCCCAAUCUACAUUACCAGGUUGGCGUGACCCCGGAGGGAGUUGAAGUUCCUAGAAGCUUAGUUGAUGAGGAAAUGCAAGAGAAAUUGAAGUCAAUGCCUAAUGAGGUUCAGCCAGCUACCCCGAAGGGUCCUGAUCGUAAGUGGCGAUACAUGUGGAGAAUUGGUCCUCGGCCAUUAAACACCCGCUUUAAGGAAUUGAACUCGGAGCCCGUCAUACCUGAGGGUUUUCCUGAAUGGAAGGAGACCAUGGACUCUUGGGGGUACAAGAUGAUAUCAGCAAUAGAGGCUGUUGCUGAGAUGGCAGCUAUUGGGUUUGGGUUGCCUAAGGAUGCAUUCACUUCUCUGAUGAAGCAGGGACCACACCUUCUUGCUCCAACAGGAAGUGAUCUCCGCCGAUAUGGUCAGGAGGGUACUGUCUUUGCAGGAUACCACUAUGACCUGAACUUUUUAACAAUCCAUGGAAGAAGCAGAUUCCCGGGAUUAUAUAUAUGGUUAAGAAAUGGGCAAAAGGUUGAAGUAAAAGUUCCAGUGGGAUGCCUCCUGAUCCAGACUGGGAAGCAGAUUGAAUGGUUAACUGCUGGUGAUUGCAUGGCGGGCAUGCACGAAGUUGUGGUCACAAAGAGAACCAUUGAUGCUGUUAAACUCGCAUCAGAGCAAAAUUGCAGCUUAUGGAGAGUCUCCUCAACACUGUUUGCCCACGUAGCAUCCGAUGCUGUAUUGAAGCCACUGGGCCACUUCGCAUCCUCACCGCUUGCAGAUAAAUACCCGCCCAUCCGUGCUGGAGAGUUUGUGGAGCAAGAGCUUGCGGUAAUUAACCUGAAAGGAAGCAAAGCUGAAAGUUGAUGAACCCUCAUGAGCAUCACAGAAAUUAUUCUUUCCAAGAAAUGUGACGUUGAUUUCAUUAUUGUUGGCAAUAACCGACGUUGCCUUUCACAAGAGGCUGUUUGAGCGUGCGAUGGCUCAGACUUAAAGCCGUUGCUAAGCCAUGCUGAUGUAUUCAACUUGCAAAAAGUAUUUAACGUGUUUCUGAAAUUGAUUUGGUUGCCAUGUUCGAUAA